GGGGCGGGGCGGGGCCGGCCCUUCCUGGCGGCGGAAGCGGCGGUAGCGGCCGGGUCGGGCUCUUGUGUGCCGAGGCCUCCCGCCGCCCUCAGGCGUCCCGCGGCGGCCGGCAGAGGCGGCAGGAUGUCGGUGGCUGGGCUGAAGAAGCAGUUCUAUAAAGCGAGCCAGCUGGUCAGUGAGAAGGUUGGAGGAGCUGAAGGGACCAAGCUUGACGAUGACUUCAAGGAAAUGGAAAAGAAAGUGGACCUGACCAGCAAGGCGGUUACAGAAGUACUGACCAGAACAAUAGAGUACCUCCAGCCGAACCCAGCUUCCAGAGCCAAGCUAACCAUGCUCAACACGAUGUCAAAGAUCCGUGGGCAGGUGAAGAACCCUGGCUACCCGCAGUCGGAAGGGCUGCUGGGGGAGAGCAUGAUCCGAUACGGCAAGGAGCUGGGCGAGGACUCCAACUUCGGCGAUGCGCUUCUUGAUGCUGGCGAAUCUAUGAAGCGGUUGGCUGAAGUGAAGGACUCGCUGGAUAUUGAAGUCAAACAAAAUUUUAUUGAUCCCCUCCAGAACCUGUGUGACAAAGACCUGAAAGAGAUCCAGCACCAUCUCAAGAAGCUGGAAGGCAGACGCUUGGACUUUGACUACAAGAAGAAACGACAGGGAAAAAUCCCCGAUGAGGAACUUCGACAGGCCAUGGAGAAAUUUGAAGAGUCCAAGGAAGUAGCAGAGACCAGUAUGCAUAACCUCCUAGAAACUGAUAUCGAGCAGGUGAGCCAGCUCUCAGCCUUGGUGGACGCCCAGCUGGACUACCACAGGCAGGCAGUGCAGAUCCUGGAUGAGCUUGCGGAAAAACUCAAACGCAGAAUGAGGGAGGCCUCCUCGCGCCCCAAGCGGGAAUACAAGCCCAAACCCAGGGAGACAUAUGACUUCGGAGACACUGACCAAUCUAAUGGAGGCUUCUCUUGCAAUCCUACCCCCAAAGUCUCAGCAGCUUCCUCCUCUUUCCGAUCCGACAAGUCGUCCCGGGCCUCCGUCAGGAGUAUCCCCCCCCUGGAUCAGCCCUGCUGCAAGGCUCUCUACGACUUUGAACCCGAAAACGACGGCGAGCUGGGCUUCAAGGAAGGUGACAUCAUCACCCUGACCAACCAGAUCGACGAAAACUGGUAUGAGGGCAUGAUCAAUGGCCAGUCGGGCUUCUUCCCCCUCAACUAUGUGGAAGUGCUGGUUCCGCUACCUCAGUGAAACGGCAUCGCUCCUGUCCCCCCUCUGUGCUCAUGCGGGGCCGAGCCUCCAUUCCACCUCCAUCCUGACACUGGCCCUCUCCGGCGGCAGGGCCAUACGAAGCAGCCCCCAGCCUCACCGAGGGGCAAGACCUUUGACCCUCCCCACCCCAUUGAACACUACCCCUCUCCCCACGGAUGCCCAGCCUCCUUACAGUCCAACACCAAUGUGGGACCCCAGCCCUCCCCGCUCCUGGGGGCUCAGGGGAGGGAUGCCGUGACACAGCAACACUACACCCCCCCAUCAAACACUAAGCCAGCCCCACGGUGCGGGUGCUGAGCCCUGCCUGGGGCUCUGUGCCAUCCCUCUCUGCCCCAAGGGGACGGAGCAGGGAUGUCCCCUGCCCGCUGUUAGCCCUCUGCACGCUCCCUGCAGAGCUUGACUCCAAAGGGGGUGGCUGCUCACUUCUGCCCUUGAUUUUAAGUAGUAUAAGCCAGGUUGCUUCUGGACCUUGGGCUUUUCCUACUACACGCUCUACCAAGUCCAUCAGAGCUGGGGAAAAAUUUGAGGGGGGUGAAACUGAACGACAGCCCAAUUCACAGGGUCUACCCAUGGCAGGUUGUGGCUCCUUUCCCCCGAGGCUCUGCGCUUACUCCCCGCGGGGAGCCGUCAGCACCCCAUGCUGCAGGGCCAGGGCUCACAGCUGCAGGGCUGGAGCCUGGCCGAUCCUCACGUGCCUUCCCCGCGCCCCCACCGCUGCCCCGCAGCGACCCUCCUUGCAGGGCGAGCGUCGCGUCCCUCUGCCCCUGGGUUCGGUGGGAAAAGGUAUCGUACAUCUCGGUGUGGCUCCUGCCACCCCUUAGCCCUGGGCCUCCCUGUGCGUUCCUCAUGGCGGGGGUCAGGAUGGGGCCUGGCAGCGGCAGUGCUCACCCCAUCUCUCACUUGACUCCAUGGUUUUCCUUGCUAGAAAAGUGGUCUCUUCUCCCCCUUCCUCAGCCUUGGCCGGGCUCCGGCACCUCUCCUCGGCUAGCACAGUCCCUGCCCGGCCAGGGGCCGAGCCCCAGCUUGGCCCUGUCCCUGCAGCACGUCCCUGUCCCUGCUGCUCCUGGCUCCUGUUACAGUUACACAGCCCCUUUUUAAUGAUUUUAACCUUGCAUGUCGGUGUAUGUCCAAUCCCCUGCCGCGCUGUGCUCCGAGCAGGCUGACCAGUGACCCUGGUCCCAGACACGGGGGGCACAGGGCAGCUCCCCCUCGCUCCCAGCAGUGUAGGGAGCCCAAGGGACCAGUGUCCCCAGGGCUCUCGCCUCUGUCCCCUCCCUGGUUGGUACUGGGGUCACAUCCUGGGAAUGCUGGCUCCCGCUCAGGUGGAUUGAAAUACUUUUUGUAAGCUGGGACAACUUGCUAGACCUUUUUUUUUGGUAAUGGUUUCUCCUGGUUUUUAGGGGGAAAAAACGACGACCCACAAAUCUUGACUUGUAUCUCUGAAUGAAAGUAUUAAAUGUUUUCUUCUUUCUAA
This is a messenger RNA of Phalacrocorax carbo (great cormorant), 2725 nucleotides long. Lineage: Eukaryota; Metazoa; Chordata; Aves; Suliformes; Phalacrocoracidae. The record is from RefSeq and is a predicted model, not a curated record.